This is a messenger RNA of Diospyros lotus (date-plum), 2954 nucleotides long. RefSeq names its product protein JOKA2-like. Gene Ontology annotation, molecular function: protein binding; zinc ion binding. NCBI's taxonomy places the organism in Eukaryota, Viridiplantae, Streptophyta, Magnoliopsida, Ericales, Ebenaceae. The transcript is spliced from 7 exons. The coding region runs from base 268 to 2703 and encodes 811 amino acids. The record is from RefSeq and is a predicted model, not a curated record.
CACACCCACCCACCCACCCACACACAGAGAGAGGAAGAAGAAGAAGAAGCGCGGCUCACGGCUACGCGUUGCAGGCGUGAAUAUCGCUGGUUUGAUUCAUUUCUGAAGAUCGGUGUCACCCGAUCAAAUCGCUUCCGCCGUUGAACGAUUCAAGGCUAGGGUUUCGCCUUUCAUUGAUAUUGUUGCCAGUUAGGUUUGGUUUCGAGGGCUCAAAGCCCCUUCUGCGGCUUACCUGGAACGCGCGAGUCUCCGGUUCUCGUCUUAGCUAUGGAGUCUACUAUAGUGAUCAAGGUUAAAUAUGGAGAAAUGCUUAGGCGCUUUAAUGGACAUGUUAAUGAAGCAGGACAGCUGAAUCUCAGCAUGGAGGGGUUAAGAGAGAAGGUUCUUGGUCUCUUCAAUUUUGCUCCAGAUUCUGAUUUUACACUCAGUUACAUCGAUGAAGAUGGUGAUGUAGUGACUCUUGUUGAUGAGGAGGAUCUUUGUGAUGUGAUGAGGCAGUCCCUGAAUCCCCUAAGGAUUACCGUGAAGUUGAAUGCUGAAAAGGGAGGUAGGUUUUAUGCUAGGUCGAGCGGAAGUUCUACUCCUAUGAGAUCACCUGGAGUUCAGCAUCCAUCACCAAACUUGAACAACAGUGUUUCUCAAAUCCUGAAAUCUGUUCCGGAGCCUUUCCGUGAAACAAUAUCCAAGCUUAAGGUUGAUUUGGCAUCCAAAGCUGCAUCCUCUGCCCCAGGGCUUACUGAGUUGGUUGAAUAUCUUUCAAAGUUUGGACACUCCUUUGUAAAUCCGAAUUCUGAGUUCCAUGUUGCUACAGAAUCUAGCACUGAGGGAGCUGGGAUGGGUGCAUCAAUGACUAAAGAACCAGAGGGUUCAAGAGAUGAUCGGGCCACAAAUGCCAAAUUUGAAGGUACGACCUUCAAAACCAAUGAGGUCAAUAGCAAUGGAGUUGAUAAUACUCUUGUUAAACCUGCCUCUGGCCCUUUCAAUCUGAAUGCCCUACCUGGUGAUGCUGUUAGUGACAGCAAAGAGGUUGUUAAGGAAUUUGGUGAAUUUCAAUCUCAUGGGAAAGUGGGUAAACCUGUCUGGGAGAAUAUCAAGGCAGUUGUAUCGAGUGUCCUUGAUGGUGACAACAAUAAAGAAUACAAGAAGCCAGGUAAAGGACGGAAUUCCUUUGGUCCAGGUGCUUCCCGAGGUACUGCUGAUACCAUGAGACAUUGCACCAAGGAUUUGAAGUCUAAUAAUUUGGAUGACAGAGCAAGCACAAAAUUUCGUAGUCUGAACCUUGUUAAUGAAUGUCCCUUUGCAGGGGUGCCGUUGGCAAGUGAUCCAGUUGUGCCUUGCGCUCAUCAUGGUCCUCGUGUGCAUCCAUUUAAAAGGAGCUACGAUCACAGUGAGGGUCUGGGCAGCAUAUUCCACAGAGGUGUUCGUUGUAAUGGUUGUCGGGUACAUCCAAUUACUGGGCCUCGGUUCAAGUCAAAAGUGAAAGAGAACUACGAUCUUUGCAGCAUCUGCUUUGCAGAAAUGGGAAAUGUGGCAGAUUACAUCUGCAUAGAACGUCCGGUUUCUCGACAUCCCUUUCCUCCUUUCAAGGGAGCGUAUGAUCCACAUCCCGGCUUUCGUCCUCCAACAGUACAACCUGUCUUGAGAGGUUGUAUGAUGAAACCAUUCCGACCAAAGUUAGAUAGUCGCUUUAUUUUGGAUGUUAAUGUCCUCGAUGGUACUGUGAUGGCCUCAUCAACCCCAUUUAGGAAGAUUUGGCGGAUGCGGAACAAUGGAAAUAUCUCAUGGCCCCAAGGAACACAGCUUGUGUGGAUUGGGGGAGACAAAUUAAGUGCCAUCCUUUCCGUUGAGUUACAGAUUUAUGGGGAUGGUUUGCCUGUUGAAAAUGAGCUUGAUGUUGCGGUUGAUUUUAUCGCUCCUGCACUUCCUGGAAGAUAUGUAUCUUACUGGAAGAUGGCCUCACCAACUGGCCAAAAAUUUGGGCAACGUGUUUGGGUUCUUAUUCAGGUCGAAGCUUCGCCAAUUGAUUCACUGCCUAACCGCUUUCAAGGUUUGAACUUGAAUUUGCCUCCUAUUGGCAGCAGUGCACCUGUCCCUGGAAUCAUAAAUGGCAAUUUUGAAUCCAUGAUGGUGAAUGGUAGGAUUCCAGUCCCUGGGAGCAUAAAUGUGAAUUUUGAACCCAUGGGGGGAGAUGGUAGGCGAGUUCCCGGUCCUGAGCCGCCAUUAGUUGAAGAACACCCAACUAAAGACCAGGAGCUGGGUUUCCCCAUCAAUGAUACAGUACUAGUUGGUGAUGGCUUUUCUAACAUUGUUCCUCCAGAGGCUCCUCCAUCUGGUUCUUACACUCUCACUGAUUGGUCUGAAGCUCCAGCUUCUACUUCCCGUGUAUCAACAUUUCCCGAUGUUCUAGCAUCAUCAGCCCAGGGAGCCAGUGGAGACAAAGAUGUUGAGCAGACCCUACUCAAGGAACUGGAGGAUAUGGGCUUUAAACAAGUUGAUCUGAACAAAGAAAUCUUGAGGAUGAACGAGUAUGACUUGGAGCAGUCGGUUGAUGAACUGUGUGGUGUUGCUGAGUGGGAUCCCAUCCUCGUGGAGCUGAAGGAGAUGGGUUUCCAUGACAAAGAGAUGAACAAGAAGCUGCUGAAGAAGAAUAAUGGGAGUAUCAAGCGUGUAGUCCUGGAUCUCAUCAAUGGGGAGAAGGCAUGAGUAGUCUUAAGUUACUUGAUGAUUUGCAGCCAAUAAUAAAUGGAAGAGUAGCAAGAAUCAGGUUUAGGGUUUGUUUCUUCUCCUAUCCUCUCGUGUGUCAACAGGUGCCAAACUGUUCCAACGGGGGUGUGUGUGUUUGUGUGUGGAUUCUCUGCGUAGUUUGUAUGUUGGCGAGGUUUUUAUUUUCUUUCACUUGAAACUCAUCCUUGUACGCUUGGUUUGGCUAUGUAACUCAGCACUCUGUUUGGUAA